This is a messenger RNA of Cooperia oncophora, 372 nucleotides long. NCBI's taxonomy places the organism in Eukaryota, Metazoa, Nematoda, Chromadorea, Rhabditida, Trichostrongylidae. The record is from the annotation of a GenBank genome assembly.
AUGGUACGAAGAAAGCCGAAGAAGCCGCCACCACCGUCACGAGAAUACUGUGAUUAUUGCGAAAGUGCUCUUUCUGUCGCUACGCACCGGAUUUUCAAGAUCACCUUACAUCACUACACCACCGUCCAAGCGCUGCGCCUAGUCGAGCCUAAAACGAACAGGUUACAGCAGUACUCCAUUGGUGUGUGGUAUGCGGUGAAACUCCUCAAUACGAACCAGGAUAAACAAGGCGAGACCGUAGAGUUGCUGCAAAAAGAGCUAGCGGCGGCCAACAGCUCCAUCAUGGAACAUUCAAAAGAGAAAGAAAAUCUGCUUGCUGACAUGGAAGCCUUAAAGAAGACGAUAGCCGAUGAAAUGGAGUCGAAGCAAGCG